Messenger RNA from Pimephales promelas (fathead minnow), 6364 nucleotides. The record is from RefSeq and is a predicted model, not a curated record. NCBI's taxonomy places the organism in Eukaryota, Metazoa, Chordata, Actinopteri, Cypriniformes, Leuciscidae.
GUCUAGUGGAGCUUCCAGCUCUGUUCAACACUUGGGUCUCAGAGCAGGAAGUGAUGCGUCAGACUCUCCGCUGUGUGUCUCUCUGUGAUCCUGGAGUUCAUGUUUUCCUCCUCAUUAUUCCUGACGCUCCACUCAAUAAUGAAGACAAAGCAGAAAUGGAGGAGAUCCAGAGGAUCUUCGGCUCCAGAAUCAACAAACACAUCAUGAUCCUCAUAAUGCAGAAUUCAGAGCAUCAGAAAGCAGAACUCAAUGAGGAAACACAGUCUGCCAUUGAGAGUUUUGGAGGACGACAUUAUUUCUUUGGUCCCACCACACAAGUGUCCACAUUGAUGGAGAAUGUUGAGCAUAUGGUAGAAGAAAACAUAGGUGGGUUUUUCUCCACAGAGACAUUUUUUGAGGCACAGAUUAAAAAAAUGCUGAAAUUUGAAGAAAUUAAGAAGAAAAUUCCUUCACUAGAGACUUUUCUGCCACAAGGUUCAAAAGAGAGUCGAGAUGAUCUGAGGAUUGUGCUGCUGGGAAAAACAGGAGUUGGGAAGAGUGCAACAGGAAACACCAUUUUAGGAAGGGAUGUGUUUACAGCAGAAGAAUCUUUUCAAUCAGUUACAGGUGAGACUCGGAGAGAAACAGCAGAAAUCAGUGGCCGACACGUCACUGUGAUCGACACUCCAGGACUAUUUGAUACUGAACUUACCAAUGAGGAGAUCCAGAGAGAAAUCACCAACUGCAUCUCCAUGAUCCUGCCUGGACCGCAUGUGUUUCUCUUACUGAUUCCACUGGGAAGAUUCACUCCAGAAGAAGCAAAAUCAGUGAAGAUCAUCCAAGAGACGUUUGGUGAGAAGUCUUUAAUGUACACCAUGGUGCUCUUCACCAGAGGAGAUGGUCUGAAGAACAAAACCAUUGAACAGUGUUUAGGAAAACCUGGAACUCCUUUAAUGAAUCUUAUAGAAGCAUGUGGAAACAGAUAUCAUGUGUUCAAUAAUAAUCAGACUGGAGACCGAACACAGGUGUAUGAUCUACUGGAGAAGAUAGAUGCCAUGGUGAAAGCAAAUGGAGGGAGUUUCUACUCAUGUAAGAUGUUCAGAAAGAUGGAGAGAGAAAAACAAGAGCAAACAAUGAAGUUCCUGGUGGAGAAAGUGGAGCAACUGAACAAAGAAAGAGAAGAACUGAUGACCAAACACAAAGAAGAGAAAGAAAAAAUGACUGAAACAAGAGAAAGAGAGAAAAAAGAGAAAGAAAGAGAAAAGGAGGAAAAGAAGAGACUGGAGAGAGAAAAGGAGAUUUCUGAUGAGCGAUAUCAGAGACUCGUGAAUGAAAUAGAGGGAAUGGUCAGAGAGAAAGAGAGAAUUGAAAGAGAGAAACAAGAACAACUAGAAGAUUUUGAGAAGAGACUGAAAGAUGAAAAACACAUGAGAGAAGACCAACAAAAGUCUUUUGAAGAAACACUGAAACACCUUAAAGAACAGCAUGAAGAUGACCUAAACAGAAUUAAAUUUGAGAGGAAAGAGGAAUAUGAAGAAGAGAAAGAUGAGAUGAAGACCUGCUCUGAAACUGAUGAUUCACUACAGAGAGAAAACAAAGGCAUUAUACCAGCAGGAGUCAGCCCAGAUCAACACAUACAACAGGAUAAGACAGAAAGAAAACAAAUAGAGCAUCUAUUUCACAGACUUCAUCUUGACAAAAACAAACAUACAUUUAAAAGAGAAGACGUUCUUCAGUUAACAGCACAUUCAUUACAGACCCAUGAGUCCUGUGCUGAGGAGGAACUGGUUCUGAGUUUCAUACAAAAACUUCAGAGGAUGAACUACAGAGUAAGAUACACUAAUAUUAAAGAUACCAAUGAACAGGUUCACACACAACAAAUAGACAAUGAAUCAACUGAAGGCAACAGUGAUAUUUUCAAACAAAUAUCUUUCUCUAAUGAAGGAACAAGUCAAUCUGAGCAAAUCCACCCAAUGGAUGUUCAGAUGGCCGUGUUUCAUUGUGCUGAUGGUUUCCUGAAGCAGCUGCUGGUGUCUAAACUGUCCCAGUGUCAGUACGCUCUGCCUUUGCUUGUUCCUGAUCCAUUCACACAACAUAUUGAGUUUCCUCUCUGGACAUUCAGACAAAUCAACAAGAGCUGGAAGAUGAGAAACAACAACAAUGAAAUCAUCAGUCAAACCCGUCUUGUCUACAAGGCAGAAACACCAAUGGUGUGUUUCUUCAGGUUUGUCUCUGUGUCCUCAUCCAAGUCUCAGCUGAUGAACAGUCUGAUCAAUGAGAAACACAACACGUUCUUCCACAGGAACUGUCCAGGCAGCAGCAGAACCAGAGUCCUGAUGGAUGGAGUGGUGGAGAUCGCCUGGUUCUGCCCCUCUGGGAAAAAAACAGAUAAAUUCACGGACUGUGUUGCGUUCUGUAAUCUACACGGUGAUGCAGGAGAUCAUGAGAAACAGCUGCAGAUCCUCACUGAAAUGGCCUCAGUCAAUGUUGUUCUUCUACCACAAAUUCCCAGGCAUGAUGAAAACUCAACAAUAAUCCAAAACCUGUGCACAAACAGAAAGCCACUCAUUUGUCUUUUCGAUGAAGAUGAAUCUACUGUAACUGUGAUGGACAAAGGGAUUUUCAAAAUUGGUUUGAAGCACAGACACCUGUCAGAUGUAUCUGAGCAACUCAGAAGAACUAUAAAUGAUUGUCUCUCAGAAUCAUCUUCCACUUUUAGACUUGAAGAUUUGUCCAAACACUCAGACAUCAGAGUAGAUGAGGAAGAUGAUGACGACUGCAGGAGAGGAAGAGAAGCAGCACAGCAGAUGAUGAGUUUACUGAAGGAUAAACAUCUGACAGAAAUCAAAGACUCAUUUCUGCCUCAUCAGGGGAAACUGUGGCGUCAGUGGAGUCAGAAAAACAAAGAACUACAUCGAUCUCAAGCACAUGAGACAGAAAUGGACAUCAGCAAAAAACAAGCCAACCUGAAGUGAUUACGUGAGCAGCAGCAUGCAUUAAACAUAAGUACUUUUAUACAGUUCUUUAUUAAAGAAAUUCACUUGGAUGCAGAGAGUAAGAUCUAUUUCCUUAAAUGGCUUGAAAUCUUCCUGGAUGAAUAUAUCUCACCAGAUAUUUCUGCUCUACACCACAAGUAUGAUGAAAAGUGGUCAGCAGUUUUAAAACUGAAAGAGAACAAUGAAAAACCUGAACAAUUCAAAGCUGAACAAGCAGAACUUGAGAGAAUAUCUGAGGAUCUUCAGACUGCAUCCUUUGGUUUGGAGCACAUCAUGAGGGAGAUCGGUCAGAUCUAUGAAUCAUGUUCAUCUGUGAAGAAGAACAAGAAAGAUCUGCAGUUUCACUUCUCUUCUCUCCCAAGUCUUGCAGCAGAGAUGAUGAUCUCUGGAUUUCCACUGGAGCUGAUGGAUGGAGAUGCUGCUCAUGUUCCUGUGAUCUGGAUCUCUGCUGUUAUAGAUGAACUCAUCCAGAAACUGGGAGACCAGAGAGUCUUUGUGCUGUCAGUUUUAGGGCUUCAGAGCUCUGGGAAAUCCACCAUGCUGAAUGCCAUGUUUGGACUGGAGUUUGCCGUCAGUGCUGGCAGGUGCACCAGAGGAGCUUUCAUGCAGCUGGUCAAAGUCUCAGAUGAGAUGAAAACACAGAUGAACUUUGACUAUAUUCUGGUUGUUGAUACUGAGGGUCUUUGUGCUCUAGAACUGGCUGGAAGAUCAACACGACAUCAUGACAAUGAACUGGCCACAUUUGUUGUUGGUCUUAGUAAUCUGACCUUGAUCAACAUAUUUGGAGAAAACCCAUCUGAGAUGCAGGGCAUUCUUCAAAUUGUUGUUCGGGUCUUUCUGAGGAUGAAAAAGGUCAGACUGAAUCCCAGCUGUGUGUUUGUGCAUCAGAACAUUUCAGAUGUCACAGGCAGACUUAAAAACAUGGAGGGAAGGAGACGACUGCUGGAGACACUGGAUGAGAUGACAAAACUCGCUGCUAAAGAGGAUGAUUAUGACGCAGAUGCUUUCAGUGAUGUCAUUAGAUUUGAUGUUCAGAAAGAUGUGAAGUAUUUUGCUCAGCUCUGGGAGGGAAGCCCACCAAUGGCACCACCAAACCCAAACUACUGCGAGAACAUUCAAGAGCUAAAAGAAUCUAUUCAAACGUACACAUCAAAGUCACAUGGAAUGAUGUUGAUACACUUAAAAGACCGUAUUAAAGAUCUCUGGGAAGCUUUACUGAAUAAACAAUUCAUAAUCAAUUUCAGAAAAUCUCUGGAAAUUUCAGCUAACAGAAAACUGGAGACCGAAUACAGCAAGUGGACCUGGAGUCUUCGCAGUGCGAUGAUGGAAAUUGAGAACAGAGUUUACAACCAAAUAGAAAAUGAAACAAUUCAUGAAGUUGAGGAAACUGAUCUUCAAAGAGAACUGAAGCUGACAAGUAAAGAAGUGGAAAAAUCAAUGUCUGAAUUCUUUGAAAAGGACACUGAUGCUGAUAUACUGAUUCAGUGGAAAACAUCAUUAGAAAUCAAAAUCAAGGAGCUUCAGGAAAACAUUGUGAAAGAAACCAAGAGGAAAUUAAAUGAGGUUCUUCUACAGCGAGACCUGAAGAAAGAGAUUGAUGCUCAGAGGACACAUCAAGAAAACACUCUCUAUGAAAAGAGCAAAGAACUUGCCUUAAAACUCAAAGAUAAAGCGAAUGAUGAAGAAACAGUGAAUAAAGAGUUUGAUUUGUUUUGGAAACAGUGGAUGAAUAAGAUCAUCUCAGACACUCCUCCAAUCAAAGACAUUGAUAUAAUGAGAGAUGUGAGAGAGAUCUUCAGUGACACCAAUAAAAGUGUUUCUGUAGGCCUACAUAUGGAGAAAAGUGAGUGCAGAGAUAUUUUUUCUGUACCAAGUUAUUCAGAUUAUGUACAGCUAAAGAAAUCCAGUGGAUUUACAGGAUCAGUCACAAACAUCCACAGAUCAACUAAGACAUUCGGUUGCAAUCUAUCAAGAGAGGAUGAAGCCCAAAUAAGAGCAUUAGUCACAGACGUUGCUCGGCAUACAGACUCAAUGAUCAUGUCAUCUAACAUUUCAAAGAUGGGCUACAACAUCAGCUGCAUUCAAGAACUCACAGGUUACAUUAAGAAAAGAGUAAAAGCACUUCAGGAAGGACCAGCGAGAUAUGAUUUCAAGAAUGAAUUCUUCAGGGAUUUGGUUCUUUCCAUCUGUAAGAGAGCAAACAAGAUGAUCACUGACCAACACAGGAUGUUCAGGGAAGCCAAUGAUCCUGUAAUAUAUGUUGAGAAGAAGAGAGAAGAGUACUAUAGUAUUUUCCAGAAAUACUGUCAUGGAUCAACAUCAGCUGCUAUUUUUGGUGAGAUCAUCUGUCAGAAACUGAAAGAGCCCAUUGAGCAGAGUGUCUACAAGAAGACUGCCAGAGAUCUGGCUGGUGAAAUUAGAUCAAACUGUGAAUCACUGAAUGGAAACAGAUCAAAUCUGGAGAAACACAUCCUGAAGACACUGGCAGAAGAGGGGGAUUUUGAAAAAUACAUGAACUACAUUCAUAAUCCCAGAGAUCACCUCAAGAGUUUCAUCAGAGAUGAAGUCAGUCGGUACAUCGAUGAUAAGUUCAGUGUCAGUGUUUUACCCGAGAUGGAGAAGAACAUUGAACUCCUGCAGCAGAAGAUCAUGAAAGCAGCACAUGAAUCUACUAAACAUGUUCAAGAGAAUGAAGGAGAUGUUGGAUUGUGGUUGAAGAGCUUCACACAGCGGCUCUCAGAUGAGCUGAUCUUCUCUGUAAAAGACCUCAGUGGAGUCAAACAUGAUGAUGUUGAUUUGAAACUCCUAGAGGAUGUGAUAAGAGACAAACUAUCUGCUAUAAUGUCUGAUACCAUCAGUAUAUCUAACACAACAACUUUUCCAGUAAAUCUGGACUAUAAGUUCAGGCCAGAUGAGCUUCUGAUUGGUCACUUCUGUCAGUGCUGUUGGGUUCAGUGUCCGUUCUGUAAAGCCACCUGCACCAACACCAUAGAAAACCAUGAUGGAGAUCACAGCGUUAAUUUCCAUCAUGUUAUUGGACUAAAUGGGAUGCAUUACAAGAAUACGACAAACCUGUCUACUAGCAUCUGCACAUCAGCAGUGGCAAGCAGUCGAUCUUUUUAUCCCAAUGCCUCAGAUGAUAAUGUCCUCUGGCGGGAAUACAGAAGCGCAGGAGGAGUUUAUGCAGACUGGAGCAUCACAUCUGAUCUCUCUGAACUGCCCUACUGGAAGUGGUUUGUGUGCAGAUUCCAGAAACAUCUGCAAAAAUACUACGAUAAAACAUUUAAGGGGAAGGGGAAGAUACCAGAUGAAUGGAGAAAUUACUCAAAACAAGAAGCUAUUGAGAGUUUGGAACAAUAUAUCUAAUGGAAAAACAAGAAUCUAUUCUG